CGAAUUCACACACCCCAACCAUAAUUUCUAUAAUUUCUAAUCACCGCUGCAAUCUCCGUAAUAAUGUCCUCCCAACAAGACGAAGCCGCCAUAGACGCCCACUCCCGCACCGCCCUCACCACCGCAAAACGCAACCUCCGCUACCUCUACUCCCCCGAAACCGCUCCAGCCUCGGCCCUGCCUACCCACCGCCGCACCCGCGCCCUGCUCCGCCUCGUGCGCUCCUCCCUCCUCUUCCUCUUCUGGCGGCUCGUCCGUUACGCAAAAUAUGUCGCCAUUGGGUCUCUGAUUGCGACUGUUGGUGCCGGGGCAUUCGGCACGGUGGUGAGCGGGGCUGGGUUCGUGCUUGCGCCGACGGGGAUCGCGGGCACGAUUGUUGCGGGGACGGUUUGGGGGGUUGGGAGGUUUGUGGCCAGGAGGUUGAGGAGGAGGUGGGAGAAUGGGAAGGGGUAUGGGGAGGUGGAGGAGAGGUGGGAGGAGGGGAGGGGGCCGGUGAAGAGGAUGGUGAGGGGGCCUGAGGCAGUGCCUUGGUGAUGUAAGGGGAAUGAAUUGGGCGGUUGAGGGAAAGAUUGUGAGGUUUGCUCGCGUCAAUGUGCUGCAUGCAUCAUCAAGGCGGACGGUACUAAAAGAUUGGAGACUUAACCAGAGGGAAGGACUUGAUGACGUCCUCGAUAUCGGCACUCCAAAGAGAUAUCACGAGAUAUGCUCGCACCAGUGCGCGUCGCGCAUUCCAUUCCUCAAAUAUGAUCAGGGACUCAAUUUGCGGUAAACCUGUAGGCCAAUACCGGGCUACGCAAACACGUCUUGCGGGUGUGCCUCGGCCUUAGACUCUUCAACAAAUUUCGCAAAAGCACC
Messenger RNA from Westerdykella ornata, 855 nucleotides. RefSeq lists its product as uncharacterized. Lineage: Eukaryota; Fungi; Ascomycota; Dothideomycetes; Pleosporales; Sporormiaceae. The coding region runs from base 64 to 534 and encodes 156 amino acids. The transcript has a single exon. The record is from RefSeq and is a predicted model, not a curated record.